Molecule: messenger RNA, 1307 nt
Organism: Glycine soja
Lineage: Eukaryota; Viridiplantae; Streptophyta; Magnoliopsida; Fabales; Fabaceae
Product: senescence-specific cysteine protease SAG39-like
Exons: 2
Coding region: 97-1122 (341 amino acids)
Cellular component (GO): lysosome
Molecular function (GO): cysteine-type endopeptidase activity
Source: RefSeq, a predicted model, not a curated record
UGUGGUAGUUUCCACUGCCUUAGCUGCAAACUAAACCAAUUUUCUUCGUCUGUGUAACAAACACUUCAACAAUCUACUCUAUACCCGAUUUACAAGAUGAGUUCAUUUAGCCAAAAUCCCUAUGUUUUAGUUCUGUUCCUCGUUCUCACUGUGUGGAUAUCCCGUGUAAUGUCUCGCGGGCUCAUUACAUCUGAGAGACAUGAGAAAUGGAUGGCACAAUAUGGUAAGGUUUACAAGGAUGCUGCAGAGAAGGAGAAACGUUUCCAAGUAUUCAAAAACAAUGUGCAGUUCAUUGAGUCAUUCAAUGCUGCUGGGGACAAACCUUUCAACCUUAGCAUUAACCAAUUUGCGGACCUUCAUGAUGAAGAAUUUAAGGCUUUACUAAUUAAUGUUCAGAAAAAGGCAAGUAGGGUGGAGACAGCAACAGAAACAUCGUUUAGGUAUGAGAAUGUAACUAAGAUUCCUUCUACCAUGGACUGGAGGAAAAGAGGUGCUGUCACUCCAAUCAAGGACCAAGGCUACACAUGUGGAAGUUGUUGGGCAUUUGCAACUGUGGCUACUGUCGAGAGUCUCCAUCAAAUAACUACAGGUGAAUUGGUGUCCCUAUCAGAGCAAGAACUAGUAGAUUGUGUUAGAGGUGACAGUGAAGGCUGCCGUGGUGGUUAUGUGGAAAAUGCCUUUGAAUUUAUUGCUAAUAAAGGUGGAAUAACAAGUGAAGCAUACUAUCCUUACAAAGGAAAAGAUAGAAGUUGUAAGGUUAAGAAGGAGACUCAUGGUGUGGCACGGAUUAUAGGGUAUGAGAGUGUUCCUUCUAAUAGUGAAAAGGCACUCCUAAAAGCUGUGGCAAAUCAACCAGUUUCAGUUUAUAUUGAUGCAGGAGCAAUUGCUUUCAAAUUUUACUCAAGUGGGAUUUUUGAAGCAAGAAAUUGUGGAACUCAUCUAGACCAUGCUGUUGCAGUUGUUGGUUAUGGUAAACUUCGUGAUGGUACAAAGUAUUGGCUAGUAAAAAAUUCAUGGAGCACUGCAUGGGGUGAGAAAGGGUACAUGAGGAUCAAGCGAGACAUACGUGCCAAGAAAGGCUUAUGUGGAAUUGCUUCAAAUGCCUCUUAUCCAAUCGCUUAAUAAGUGUUCUUGAUAAUUCAUAUAAAUCUGAAAAGGUCAUUAUAAUCGUAUAUAUGCACGCAUCUACCAAAAAAUAAAUAAUCGUAUAUGCACGCAUAGGUUGUGCUAGUACUAAAAUUGCGUGUAAACUUUUAUUUCAACCAUAUAUAAUGAGAAUAAGAUAUUGCUAGUAUGAAUAUUCUGAA